Etheostoma spectabile (orangethroat darter) is the source of this 1024-nucleotide messenger RNA. RefSeq lists its product as uncharacterized. The record is from RefSeq and is a predicted model, not a curated record. NCBI's taxonomy places the organism in Eukaryota, Metazoa, Chordata, Actinopteri, Perciformes, Percidae. The coding region runs from base 23 to 1024 and encodes 333 amino acids. The transcript has 6 exons.
GCAACACUUCAGGGAGCUCCACAUGAAGGCUUUGAUGCCAACCAGAGUAGGUGGAACCCGGUGGCUACCACAUCUCUUCAAAGCACUUGACCAUUUUCUCAGGGGAUAUGCUGGCAUUGUACGCCACUUGGAGAAGUCCCAGGAGGCCACGAACGUCAAUGCUGUUCUGAGGGCAAAAACCAAGGGGUUCCUCAACAUAGGCAAGGAUGGUGGAGUGCUCAGGUUUUGCUGCCUUCUCCAUGACACCAUCUAUCAACUGAGCAACCUCUCCAAGUCACUGCAGAGGUCAGUGUCAACCGUGGCUGAAGCUCAGAGCUGCCUUUCCUCCACUCAGGCUGUCAUAGAAAAGUACAAGUCAAGACCUGGGCCUAAGCUGAGAGCAGUGCUGGACACAGACACUUAUGAGGGAGUCCUCCUGAGGCCUACUGAUGCCGACCGGCAUGACAAGGCAAAGAAUGAGCUAAUCGAUUCUCUGUGCCGGUGCAUCACUGCUAGAUUUAGUGACGUGAACAGUGGUGUCCUGCAGGCCAUGCGGCUGACCAGUUUCCAGUACUGGCCAGAGGCAGACACAAGUUCAGAUUUUGGUGAUGAAGAGGUAAACAAACUCAUCAGUCACUUCCGACCUCUUUUCCUGUCUGCUGGAGUGGAUGUGGAGUUGAUCCCUGAUCAAUGGACAAUUCUCAAGACUGAACUGUACACAGCAGGAUUCAGCCAAGGAAACUUUGAGCAGACCUGGCCUACUGUGAACAGAAUGCUGCGCCAUCGAUGUCCUGAUGUCCUUGAUCUUUUUGAUGCUCUCCUGACCAUCCCUGCAACUACGGCUGACUGUGAAAGAGGGUUCAGUGUUAUGAAGCAGUUGUGCUCACCUGACAUCAAAGACUUUGAUCCACCCAAAGCCAUUGAGAUCUGGCAUGCUGACAGUUUGCGCUCACGCAGACCUGACUUUGUGCGCAAACAUGGACCAAAAGAAACAGAGGGUGGCUCAGAUUCUGAUGGCACCACAUCUGAAGACGAAGAGCUCUGA